This is a messenger RNA of Hippocampus zosterae (dwarf seahorse), 2260 nucleotides long. It is a transcript of the gene dclre1b, whose product is annotated as DNA cross-link repair 1B. Bases 425 to 2056 code for a protein of 543 amino acids. NCBI's taxonomy places the organism in Eukaryota, Metazoa, Chordata, Actinopteri, Syngnathiformes, Syngnathidae. The record is from RefSeq and is a predicted model, not a curated record. Gene Ontology annotation, biological process: protection from non-homologous end joining at telomere; interstrand cross-link repair; double-strand break repair via nonhomologous end joining. Gene Ontology annotation, molecular function: 5'-3' DNA exonuclease activity; damaged DNA binding. The transcript is spliced from 4 exons.
AAAAGAGUUUGGCAGAUUGAUGCUUGCUUUUUCCGCUGACUAAACCAUUGUUCUGUGGAACUGGGACAUUUCCUACUGUAAACAUGUAAGACUUGGACCAGUUCCUUGUGUGAAUCGCGAUGGUGACGUCAUCAAAAGACGACGGUAUUGUGGUAGGGAAGGGGCGUGUAGUGGAAGCUAGGUUGAAAAUAUAAAUGGCGCGGGAAGAGGUGGCGCACUGCCGCGAUGGAUGCAAGAAACCGGCCGUUUACUUCUCUUACUGGGCUUUUAGCGGAACAUUUUUGAAUGCUAAAACACGGCGCCGCAAAAUUAGAAUCAUUCAGCCUAUCGAACAUCAAACGAGCCACUGCGCGACACAAGACGAGUCAGCAAACGUUAUUGACUCGUUCAACGACCGGUGCCGUAUGCGACGUCGGAUGGGAGGAUGUCCAAUGGCAAGAUCAUCGCCAACACUCCGCUGGCCGUCGACUUCUGGCAUCUUCGCAGAUGUCCAGAGAGCAGACUCUUCUUCCUGUCGCACAUGCACAGCGACCACACGGUCGGCCUGACGUCAACAUGGGCGGACCGACCCAUCUACUGCUCCCCGGUAACCGCUUCGCUGGUCAAAGUCAAGCUGCGGGUGAAGGAAAAGUGGAUCCACCCAUUGGAGAUUGGCGACUCGUACCUCCUGCCCCUGGAUGACAUUGGCAAAGAAAACAUGACCGUCACACUGAUCGACGCCAACCACUGUCCCGGUGCGGUCAUGUUCCUCUUCGAGGGCUACUUUGGCACCAUUCUAUACACCGGUGACUUCCGAUAUUCCCCAUCAAUGCUGCGCGAGCUGUGCCUGGUAACCAACGGCGUUAUCGAUGUGCUGUACUUGGACGACACCAACUGUGACCCCAACCGCAGCAUCCCGUCAAGAAAGCAAGCCACGCAGCAAAUCAAGGAGAUCAUUCGCAGCCACCCGGACCACACCGUUGUCUUAGGUCUCUACACCCUGGGCAAGGAGUCUCUGUUGGUGGAGCUCGCCAUGGAGUUUCAAACCUGGAUCGAGGUGAGUUUUGACAGGAUGGAGACCCUCAGAGUGCUCGGGCUGCCCGACGUCUUCACCACCGACCGGGGCGCCGGUCGCAUCCGCGUCGUGGAGCAGAGAGAGAUCUCCUUUGCCGCCAUGUGCCGGUGGAACAGCGAGCAACCCACGUUGGCCAUCUAUCCCACCAGCAGGCCCCUCCCACUCUUCCACCCCAAACUGCACGUGGUGCCCUACUCGGACCACUCGUCUUAUCAGGAGCUGGUGGACUUUGUCUCCGGACUCAAGCCUUCCUCCCUGUUGCCCAUCGUUGGCAACGGCAUCCCGGCAAGCCUCUCCGGCUUAUUACCCCGCAAAAGGCGCGAAGUCCUGGUGCCCGAGUCGGUGCAGCGCUACAUGAGGAGGCUGCCGGAGAACUGGAGCAGAUCGUCAGGAAACCUUCGGCGCCAAUAUGUUCGACCGCCGGUGCCUAAAGGAGUGGUGUUUGACUCCCCCGGGGAGCGUCCGGGUCCGGUUUCUUCUUCCUCCUCCUCCGAGAUGGACACGGACAGCGAUUGCAGCCUGGCGGAAUCCCGCGAGGAGUUCACCUUUUACAAAAGCGGUCGAGAACCCUCGGACACGUGGAAGCUAAACCUCGUGCACCCCAUCCCGGAAGAGAUCUUGACGGCGCAACGGGUGCCGUUCAGUCAACUCAGCCAGAGCAAUUUCGGCCCUCUGGAAAUCCUGCAGGACGCGGGUAGCGGCCUAGCAGCGCCGCGGCGACGCCCCACCGAGGAGGCCACGGCGAGCGCGACUCCCGGGACCCCCGCUCGGGACGACGACUCGAGUGCGUCCGAGGGUGGCUCUGCACCCCUCGACGCUUUGAACGAUUUCGUCGCCUCGUCCGGUUCAUUUCGGAUUUCGGAGGCUCACCUGGAACGGCUUGAAAAUGACAUUUUGAAGCAGGCGCUUUUCCCGCCGGAGGACUUAAAGCCGUGCCGCCCUCUGAAGAGCGUCAUGCGCGUGGUUUCCCUCUGUCCCGUACGCAAGCCUGAUGUGCCAUGAGUGUGUUUUUGCUGUUCAACCGAGCGCGCCAUUUUUUAACCUUUGCUCAGCCAAUUUAUUUGACGUGAUAAAAAGCUCACACGGCACGCCACCGAGCAGAAAAGUUACGUGAAAGGAAAAACCCACAACAAUCACUUGCACGGCUCGACACUGACAAAAUUAAUAAUAAAUUAAAAUGGACGGACUAUUAAACACUGAGAAUCA